AUGAACCAGGUUACCGAAGACAAUCAAGAACAGUGGAAGGAUUUCAUGCGGCACCUGGAAGAUUAUAUCUCUACGAUUGAGAACCUAAUCGAAUGGUUUGAAAGGGAUUCUCCAGAGGCGAUGAGCGUGACCGACGCAUUUAGCCAACCACUGGUUCAUUAUGUCAAACAUCUCGAAGAGCUUCGUUGUGUCAUCAUGAACCAACAGCAUAAAAGAAGUCGCAAUGGCCCGGCUACGCGAAGUCGUAAAGCAAAUUUCGAUCAGUCCGGGAUACGUAGACUCUGGAGAGACAUUGAGGGCGAGUAUCAGCGGUUCACGGAAGCAGCUUACACAGGGUAUAAAGUUCAUAAAUUUGAACGGAGUGUCAAGUCUCCCAAACCUAUGUCCGAAAUCUCUCAGACCUCAGUUAACGCAAGUUCCAUAUGUCAGCUGCCAGUGGUAUCGUCUUUUAUACCUUCCAUCCAUAGAACCUGUCUUGAGGGAACGCGGCAAGAUAUCCUUCGGAGGAUCCAGCACUGGGGCAGUAACGAUAGCUCGGAUAAACCGAUAUUCUGGCUCUGUGAUAUUCCUGGGUCAGGCAAGUCUACAGUCGCAAUGUCCGCAAUCAAAGCGUGGCAGGAACAAGGAACUUUGGGAGCCCAUUUCUUUUUCUCUAUGACCAGCAGCGAAAGGUCUGACACAGAGAAGUUUUGCUCUACCAUAGCGAGUCAUCUAGUCUACUAUAUCCCCGAACUUGUGCCAUCCAUUACCGAAGCCGUGGAGCAGAACCCCUAUGUCAUGCAACGUCCGUUGACGGAGCAGUUUCAGACGCUCGUCACCAGACCGCUUCGCCAUUGGUCGAAGCCUAUAGUCAUUGUGAUAGACGGUGUUGACGAGUGCAAGUCUGGAGCCCAGCGAAAUAAACUGCUCGAGACGCUUGCGAUGGCCGCUGGCGAAUCCAGGCUCCUCAAGAUAUUUAUUACCAGUCGCCCAGACCCCCUAAUCGAACAGGUUCUGCAGCCAUUCUCGAUCAAGGUGAAGUUGGAAGAGCAACUUCACGAUUCCGAUAGUCGUGCCAAGGUCGAUGACAUUGCACUCUAUGUACGUCACUCCCUGCAUGAAGUGUUACCAGAGGACAAGAGACAAUGUCUCGUUGAAAAGGCGGGAGGGUCGUUUGUUUGGGCGAACACGGCUUGUAUGCUCAUUGAAGAAACCAAGUUGGAGCCGGCGAGUAUAUACGAUCUUCUGAUCUCAGUAGACAAACGCGGCGAUACAGAAGAUAUAUACGACAUUGUUCUCGAAAGAACAGACCGAAAUUUUCACUCGACCAUGUGCAGCAUGCUCGCUGUCCUCCUCGCCGCUUUCGAGCCGCUGACUACCAGAGAUUUGAACGACCUCUUCAAGCACACUGGAGUCCAGCAGACUGCCGACAUACUAGUACGGAGCCUUCAAAGUGUACUCUCCCUUAACCGGAUAACAAACGUGAUUCAAUUUCGUCAUCCGACCUUUGUGGAGUACCUUGAGCAUCGUUUCACUGUUCCACCCAUCAACAACCAGCUCAAAUUCUUUAUCGACAUUGCCAAUGCACAUGGCCAGCUCUCAUCUUGGAGUCUCAAGCACCUCAAGUCGCCAACGGAAGGCCUCAGGUUUAAUAUAUGUAAUAUUAAGUCGUCAUUCUACCUGAACAGACAGAUCCCAGACCUCGAGGCCAGAAUAUCCAAAUUCAUUCCGAGAGCCCUUCGAUAUGCCAGCUCUCAUUUGCUGUUUCAUUAUAAGGAAACGGACAGUAAUUGGCGGCGCGAAUUGAACAGUGAACUGGCUGACAUCCUCAAACAUCCAUACGUUCUAUACUGGAUGGAGAUCCUCAGCUUUACUGCGGGAGUCUCAAGAGCAAUCUCCGGUCUUAGAGCCGUUUUACGUCACGGCGAGACUAGUCUGGAUGUAAGAAACCGCAUGAUGGAUAUCCGACGAUUCAUGACAACGUUUUCGGUGCCGAUUCAGGACAGCGCUCCACAUAUCUAUAUUUCGGCGCUCCCGUUUACUCCCACCAGCUCAAUACUCCACAAGGAAGGCCUAAAUCUGUAUCCAAAUACCCUCACAAUAACUCGCGGUCUCGACGCGGAGUACGCCGGAUUACCGGAGGUACUUCACGGCCACGAAGAUUCAGUCAGCGGCAUCGCUUUCUCACCAGACGGUUCAAAGCUUGCAUCUAGCUCUUACGAUGCGACAAUUCGGCUCUGGGAUACAGACACUGGCCGACCCUUACAAGAGCCAAUCCGAGGUCAUGAAGACUCGAUCUACACGCUUGCAUUUUCUCCAGAUGGAUCGCGGAUUGUCUCUGGCUCAUCUGACAGGACGAUCCGACUAUGGGAUGCGGAGACCGGAAAGCCAUUGGGGGUGCCACUCCGAGGCCAUAAACACUGGAUCAGUUCAGUCGCAUUUUCACCAGACGGGUCACAACUCGUAUCUGGCUCGUGGGACACUACUAUUCGCGUUUGGGACGCAGGCACAGGUGCGCCACUUGGAGAGCCGCUGCAAGGCCACGAAGAAAGGGUGACUUGUGUCGUAUUCUCUCCAAAUGGGAUGUAUAUGGCCUCCAGCUCCUGGGAUACGACGGUUCGAAUAUGGGAUGCAAAAACUGGCCACCUUCUUGGCCAGCCACUGCGCGGCCAUGAAGGCUGGAUCAACUCUGUCGCAUAUUCACCAGACGGAUCCAGACUCGUCACGGCAUCAUGGGAUAUGACUAUGCGUAUAUGGGAUGCAGAAACUGGCCAGCAGCUGGGAGAGCCUCUCCGAGGUCAUAAAGACGAUGUAAACGUUGCAGUAUUCUCGUCAGAUGGCUCGUGCAUUAUAUCCGGCUCUUUGGACACCACAAUUCGAGUGUGGGAUGGAAAUAAUGGUAAGCAAAUAGGACGUGCACACCGGGGUCAUCAAGACUCAGUCGGAGCCCUUGCGUUCUCUCCGGACUGUUCGAGAUUUGCCUCUGGAUCAUCGGACAACAGCAUUCGAUUCUGGGACGCCAAAUCUGCUCGACCUUCGGGAAAGCCAAUGCAAGGCCAUUCCAAUUCUGUACUCGCCGUCGCAUUCUCGCCAGACGGAUCUCGGAUUGUUUCCGGUUCCUCUGACGAGACGAUCAGACUCUGGCAUAAAGACUCUGGCCAGGCGUUAGGUAUCCCACUCCACGGUCAUGAAAGCGAUGUCUGCGUUGUCGCGUUCUCACCAGAUGGCUCCAUAAUUGUCUCCAGUUCGGACGACAAGACUGUUCGAUCGUGGGAUGCGACUACUGGACAACCUUUGGGAGAGCCACUAAGGGGUCACGGAGACUACGUGAGGACAUUUGCCUUCUCUCCCGAUGGUUCCAGAAUCGUCUCCGGCUCAUGGGACAAGACGAUUCGCCUGUGGGACCUAAACACUGGCCAGCCGUUGGGCGAACCAUUCAUAGGCCAUGAAGAUUCGGUUUGUGCCGUAGCGUUCUCUCCAGAUGGCUCAAAAAUUGUCUCUGGCUCGGAGGACAAGACGCUUCGACUGUGGGCGGCGCAUACUGGUCAGGGUCUUGGCCCCCCAAUUCGAGGUCACGAAGGCGCAGUAAUGGCCGUUUCAUUCUCUCCUGAUGGCUCACGCAUCGUAUCCGGUUCUUUCGAUAGGACAAUUCGAUGGUGGGAUGCAGCCACUGGACAACCAUUGGGAGAGCCACUCCUUGCUCAUGAGGACAAGAUCCACGCUAUCGCCUUCUCAUCAGAUGGCUUGAGAAUUGCUUCUGGCUCAGAAGACAAGACGAUUAGACUUUGGAAUGCGUGUGAUGGUCGAUUGAUGGGAAGGCCACUCCAAGGCCAUCUGCAUGGAGUCAAUUCUGUGGCCUUCUCACCCGACGGCAAGUAUAUAGUAUCUGGAUCGUCAGACAGAACGGUUCGACUAUGGGAUGCUGAAAGGUGGCUGGAGCUGCUUUUCUCGUCGUCAUUCUCGCUUGGUCAACGUUUCCGUUUAAUCCUCGAUUGUUUUCUUGUCCGUCACGACACGUCCUAG
Molecule: messenger RNA, 4002 nt
Organism: Serendipita indica DSM 11827
Lineage: Eukaryota; Fungi; Basidiomycota; Agaricomycetes; Sebacinales; Serendipitaceae
Source: the annotation of a GenBank genome assembly